Aspergillus aculeatus ATCC 16872 is the source of this 411-nucleotide messenger RNA. Its product is annotated as thioredoxin family protein. Lineage: Eukaryota; Fungi; Ascomycota; Eurotiomycetes; Eurotiales; Aspergillaceae. The transcript has 3 exons. The record is from RefSeq and is a predicted model, not a curated record. The coding region runs from base 1 to 411 and encodes 136 amino acids.
AUGGACUUCACGCGUAUCAUUAUCUUACUCACCUUCUGGUUCCUUUUCCGUCUCAUCAAAAGCCGCUUCUUUCCCGAUAAACCCAUCAUGGCUCACGGCAAAGUUAUCGAGGUUGACAACCCGGUCAUCUUCAAGGCCCUGACCUCGUCCGGCCCGGUCGUGGUCGACUUCUUCGCGACCUGGUGCGGUCCCUGCAAGGCCGUUGCCCCUCAGAUCGGCAAGCUGAGCGAGACCUACACCAACGUCCGGUUCAUCCAGGUCGAUGUCGACAAGGUGCGCUCCGUGGCGCAGGAGCUGCAGGUCCGCGCCAUGCCGACUUUCGUUCUGUACAAGGAUGGCAAGUUGCUGGACAAGCGCGUGGUGGGUGGGAAUGUGCGGGAGUUGGAGGAGGCUAUCAAGAGCAUUGCUUAG